Molecule: messenger RNA, 804 nt
Organism: Microsporum canis CBS 113480
Lineage: Eukaryota; Fungi; Ascomycota; Eurotiomycetes; Onygenales; Arthrodermataceae
Product: cutinase
Exons: 2
Coding region: 1-804 (267 amino acids)
Biological process (GO): carbohydrate catabolic process
Cellular component (GO): extracellular region
Molecular function (GO): cutinase activity
Source: RefSeq, a predicted model, not a curated record
AUGAAGCUCGAGUUAUUUUUCCUCCUAAGCCUUGUGGCUUGCGCCAUAGCCGCACCCAACAGAGCCAGGGAAGUGGGCUCUCCUGUCACCAUCCGAUCCGAUCCUAUCUCCCCUGGGAACCGCCCGCGGCAGUGGUGGGAAUAUGAAGGCGAAGGGGAGAAUGCGCAGUCUGCCUCUAAUUUAAUACUCCAGGCUGUGGGCAGGCUCAACGAAAUUUUGAGGCAUCAACAAGAAAUGAAUUUUGAAACAGAAUCCACAGAUGAAGAGGGACUCGUGGAAAAUGGAAUUCUGGAUCAUGCACCAUGUCAACCUUUGACGAUGAUUUUUGCCCGUGGAACCAACGAGGGGGGAAAUAUGGGUAAAGUAAUUGGCAGACCGCUUGCAGCCGCCCUUCGAGCUCAGACAGGGAAUAAAGUGAUAAUUCAAGGUGUCAAUUAUGAGGCCACCCCUGAGGGAAACUUGCUCCUAGGCCUCAACGGCGGCCCAAUUAUGUCUCAACUUGUAAGGAAAUCGCUUGAACAAUGCCCUGACAGCAAAGUUGUCCUCGCUGGAUAUUCCCAGGGUGCAAUGGUCACUCAUGCCGCGGCAGUGUUGACACCGAAAGGCGUGUCAGCGCUUGCAGUUUUCGGCGAUCCAGGCCGUUUUGCCCCCUUUGUCAAUAUCUCCCCCGAUAAGACAAAGAAAUAUUGCCUUCCUGGAGACCCAGUUUGCCUAAACGGAUUCGACCUCGACGCUCAUUCGAAGUAUGGCAUAGUCGCAGACGACGCAGCGAAAUUCCUCAUCAAGGCCGCUGGUGCCCAAUAG